Penicillium digitatum Pd1 is the source of this 876-nucleotide messenger RNA. Its product is annotated as haloacid dehalogenase superfamily protein. NCBI's taxonomy places the organism in Eukaryota, Fungi, Ascomycota, Eurotiomycetes, Eurotiales, Aspergillaceae. The record is from RefSeq and is a predicted model, not a curated record. Gene Ontology annotation, molecular function: phosphatase activity.
AUGGCUUCCACUAGUGCUCCUCCUCGCAUCCGAGCAUGUCUCUUUGACAUGGACGGCUUGUUGAUUGACUCGGAGGAUUUGUACACCAAAGUCACGAACGAAAUCCUCCAGAAGUAUGGAAGACCAAAUCUCCCCUGGUCAAUCAAGGCCCAGCUGCAGGGUCGCCCCCAGCCGGAGGCCGCCAAGAUCUUUAACGACUUUGCUCAGCUGCCCAUUAGUGAAGAGGAGCUGAAGGAGGAGCAAUCAAGUCGUCAGCGACAAUACUUCCCACAGACACAGCCACUCCCCGGUGUACCGACUCUUCUAUCCAAUCUCGUGUCGACACUGUCAACCGACGAGCCUGUAUACAUUGCGCUAGCUACAUCAUCCCACAGAAGCAACUACAAAUUAAAGACUGAUCAUCUGAAAGAGCUGUUCUCGGUGUUUCCUGAACCUAACAAGGUUCUUGGUGACGAUCCGCGCAUCGGCAAGGGCCGAGGCAAGCCUCUUCCUGAUAUCUACUUGCUUGCUCUGGAGACUAUCAAUAUCGAACUGCGCAGCAAGGGGAAGGCAGAUAUCAAGCCGGAGGAGUGUCUCGUGUUUGAGGACGCGGUUCCGGGCGUUGAGGCUGGUCGUCGCGCCGGCAUGCAGGUUGCCUGGUGCCCUCACCCGGGUCUCCUAGAAGCCUUCAAGGGCCGGGAGGACGAAGUUCUCGCUGGAGCCACGGGUUCGCAUAAGGAGGAGGAGAAGACGGAUGCUCAAAAAGAGGCAGAGGAGCUCCAGGCCUGGCGUUUGCGGGGUUCUGGAACACCUGGCAAGAUCGGCGAUGGGUUUGGCCAGCUCUAUUCCACCCUGGAAGACUUCCCGUAUGCGAGAUAUGGCAUUCGGAUUCUCUGA